Hermetia illucens (black soldier fly) is the source of this 2194-nucleotide messenger RNA. RefSeq names its product tetraspanin-6-like. Gene Ontology annotation, cellular component: membrane. Bases 445 to 1167 code for a protein of 240 amino acids. Lineage: Eukaryota; Metazoa; Arthropoda; Insecta; Diptera; Stratiomyidae. The record is from RefSeq and is a predicted model, not a curated record. The transcript is spliced from 6 exons.
UUGUCAGUUGGACUUUCAAAAUUUUUAAAUAAGCCAAUUUUUUGUUGAAAAUUCGUAACGUUCUUAAGAUUCGGUUUUUAUAUUAGAUGAAAGCUUUGUGAGAAAAGCUUCAAUACAUUCUGUUCCUAUCGCCACACUCUAUCCGGCGUCCGUGACUUUAUUGAUUUUUCAGAAUAUCAGCACAACAAGUUGCCAGCUGGCAAGGCGUUUAAUUCAGUGCUAAAAACGGAGUAAUACCACCGUCAGUUGUUGAUCCUGGAAAACUUCCAGAAGAUUGAAACGUUUCCUAGUGACUCAGUUGAAAGUUUAGAUAAAUAACUUCGGGAAUAGUUUAGAUACAUCAACAGUUUUCAGGACCUUAUCUGAAGCCGCGGAAGGCCAUUUCGAACCAUAUUGUUGCCGUUUUUUUUGGAGGAUUAGCAGGUUUUCAACGAGCCAGGGAAGAUGAGUGCCCGGUUUCAGACCCUCGCUGCUAUGGCUUGUAUGAAAUCAUGCUUGAUGAUAUUCAAUUUGGCUUUCUGGACUUCAGGACUGAUUAUCUUAUGUGCUGGAAUAUGGAUGCAAGUUGAACUUCAUAAAUAUUUAGAGCUGAGUGCAGCUUAUAAUAAUUUAAUACCAUUCAUUGUUGUUUUCACUGGAACAAUUAUCGUGUUUGUAGCGACAGCUGCAUGUUGUUGUACUGUUAAAGGUCAACCUUCAUUGUUGUAUCUGUAUGGAUUUUUCUUGGCUGUGAUCUUAGUUCUACAACUGGUUACUGCUGCAGCAAUUUAUGCCUACAAGGAUGCAUUCACUGAAGGUUUCACACGGGGCCUCAAUGAUACUAUGGCAAAUUAUGGAACACAAGAUGCUAUAAAGACUGCAGAGUUUGAUAGUAUGCAAUCUAAACUUCAUUGCUGUGGAAGCCGCGACUACAAGGACUGGAAUGCUUUAAACCCUCCACGACCUGUACCUAGGUCAUGUUGCAUUGUUAAAGGCUGUGAUGUUCAGGAUGAGACUCAAAUAUAUACGCAGGGCUGCUAUACAAAAGUCGUUUCAUUUUUGAAUGGUAACAUGUCGGUAAUCGGUGGAUUGGCUUUGGCACUUACAUUCUUCCCCCUGUUGGGAACAAUAUUGUCCUGUUGUCUGGCAGCAAAUAUUAAUAAAGCCAAAUACGAACAAAUGACUUAAGAGAAACAAUGUCCAUGCUUUUUGUGAAUUAUUUCCAUGCACUGAAAUUUUUCAAUUAUGUUUACUGAAUAAAAAAAAAUAUACAAAAUAUACAUUUAUAAUAAAUUUUUCUCAUGAAUAUUUUUGAUGCUUUUGCUAUAUCUCUGUAGUUGUAUUUUAAGCUAAUUUAUAUAAAAUAUGUUAUACGUAUGUAAGUUGAAUUAUGCAAGGAAGAAAUAAGACAGAUUGGCCAUUUAUUUGGAAGGAACGAUUCGAGUGCUAUAAUUUUAUGUGCAUUUCAAAGUGUUGAUUGCACUUUUGAAUGUAUGUAACAUUGCGUAUACAGUCAAAAUUGAUAUUUUUUAAAAACUUAUACAGUCCAUUUUGUAUUGAUUUUAUGAAACAAAUUAAAUCAAAAAAAAUUUACAAAAAAAAACAAAUAGUAUCAAAUAUAAACCCAUUAAAAUAAACAAAAAAAAAAUUGCUUUGCUUGCGAGCGAGCUAAAUCAACCAAACAAAAAGUUAUCUAAAUCGUGUCUUGUAAGUUUAUGCACAAAUUAAAUUUAUCGUGUUUAUUCUCAACACCAAUUCUCCAGUUUUAAAUCAAUCUAUCAAUCUGACAAAGAAAGUUUUACAGUUUAACAUAUUCACUUUCUUCCACCGAAAAAAAACAAGAUGAUAUCAAAAAAGAUACAAAUCAAAAUAUGCGAAUACAUAUAUCCUUGUCAAUUUACUAAAUCUACAAUGUUUUACCGGAAUCGAGCACUUUUGAAAACAAUUAACUUAAUCUACUUCAUGUUAUACGAUACGUACAUAUUCGAUGGAAAUAUCUAGAACUAUUUAACGUCCUGAUAAAUACUUUAUAUUACUCUAAUGUGCUAUUCUAUGUUGCAUAGGGAAAUUUCAAGGAUGUUGAGGCGAUAAAGAAUAUUGAAAUUGAAACAGGAGUACUUGCCGUUGAUUUAAAUCAUGACAUGUUAUACAUAUUGAAUAUUAAACUAUUUAUGUAAGGGAAGUAAUAAAAAUAUUACCUGAAAAUAACGUCAAA